CUAAUGCUACGGCUACAACCGUGCUGCAGCGCCGCGCACAUGUAUGUAGUAGCCGCUGCUACCUGCAGCAGGUGCUUGUUAGUCGCGCGACUAACGGUAUGCCGCGGCUGCUACGAAUCGUGCUGUACGAGGCGUCUACUGCUGCUGCUAGAGCUGCUGGUGGUGGAAACGACUACCCUCAUGGAACCAGCGCCGAGAUCCAGUCGCUGCUGCCAUUGCGGCUGCGCCUAAUUUUCCUAGCGCCCCUGUUCUCCUACUACCGUUGUGCAAGAGAUUUUUACUUCCUGUGCUUCGAUCUCUACAAGCAGGCCUGCAUUACCCUUGCACGCGGCGCCGCCGCCUUCCUGCACGAAAAGUUAUGUAUCCCUACGUACUUGUGCUGGUACAUUGUCUCGCCAGUGCAGCAGAACGGAUCUCGGAAAAAUACGGAAGGAAAGGGGGCUGCUGAUCCGUCAAGCCGCGACAUUGGUAGGGGCCACGGAAGCGUCGAUGUCUCCUACGUCGCCAAAACUUUUCUCGAUGGCGUCAACGCCGCUGCGAGCCGCGCUGUACACAUUCGCAGCACAGACAACAUCACAGAACCUCCAACGGAUGGAACACUGACACGCAGCGUCCACUUCGUCGAUCAUCGGCCGGUCAUAGACCCGCAUAAAAUAGAAUGUGGAAGGUCCAUAAGCAGCGGCUUUCGUACUAUUCUGCUGCAGCUUGUGUCACUUGCCAGCGUCGCAAACGUGAAUGAGUGA
Messenger RNA from Rangifer tarandus platyrhynchus (Svalbard reindeer), 743 nucleotides. NCBI's taxonomy places the organism in Eukaryota, Metazoa, Chordata, Mammalia, Artiodactyla, Cervidae. The record is from the annotation of a GenBank genome assembly.